CAGAAUACGGAAUGCGAAAGGAAAUCAUGAAGAUCGUUGAUGACACCAUGUCCGCAAUUAUCUCAUCAGAGAUGAAAAAAGUGAUUGAGCUAAGUGAAGACCGGACUCUGCUUGGCCUAAGGAGAAUAGAAAACGCUUUAGCGGAAUGUCUUAGAAACGCUGAGGAUAUUCGAGAAGUUGUCACUUGUGAUGAGACGGCGAGAGGCGCCAUUAACAGAAUUUUUGAGCAUCUUCACACCAUGUACAAGCAAGACCUCUUGGAACAAGCUGCUCGUCUCUGGGGUUACGUAGAAAACGAAAAGCCCCACGAACUCGAAUGCUUCGAGGCUGGAUUGGCAGAACUGGCUGCUGUGCACAUUCCCGGGGACCUCAGGGAAAUCUUCAAUGGGGAUCAUCAUCGGAAAUCCUGCGAAACCGCGUUGCGAGAAGACGAACCUGUGAAGGAAGACGCGUAUAAUUUCUGCGAACCUGGACCCAAGUCUAUGCAUGUCUGCCCUUGA
This is a messenger RNA of Notodromas monacha, 500 nucleotides long. The record is from the annotation of a GenBank genome assembly. NCBI's taxonomy places the organism in Eukaryota, Metazoa, Arthropoda, Ostracoda, Podocopida, Cyprididae.